AGCACAGAAAAAAAAUGUCAACGGGUCGAAUUGGAGGAGCACCGUUGUUGCACGUGGCGCAGGCGGCGGUGCUGCUGUUGCUGGUAAGCGGCCAAUCCUCGUUGCUGAUAAUCUCGGCCAAAACUUUCAACAAAGACUGGCCGCUAUCGGCUGGGGAAGGGCGCGACGCUCUUUGUUCCCGACCCCGGAAUGUCCCCGGACCGGAGCAGCGGGUGGCCAUCGAGGAAUGGGCGAAUACGGUACCGGCUACGGUGCUGAUGGAAGAUAAACCGGUGCUGAUGGUGGCCAAGGAGAGCAGAAUGAGAUAUGUGAUUCAUCUUGCGGAAACGAAUCCACUUGCCAUCGUCAUCACGCCAUCCUGCACGCCCAGCCUGGGAGGAGAAAUUCGAUGGACGGUCGUGCAUAACGAUUCGGAAAUCCUUGGAAGCAACAAUGCGCUGAACAGAUCGUUCUUCAUCCUACCGUGCGCCUCCCGAGGUAGCUACCACGUUUGGGUGGAAAUCACCGACAUCUACUGUGCAGCGGAAAUAUCCUACAACACGCGCAGUCUCGUCGAUCUAUGGCCAAUGCUGAAUCGAACCUCACUCUCGCCCAUCAAGUUCCAUCAGCACCCCCGCAGGCACCAGCUUCUAGUCAAGUGGGAGAAGAGCAAAUUUGACAUCCACGCAAUGCACUACUGCCUGGCGAUCAGUCGAGAUCAUCCGCAGCGAACACUGUGUCAGGCGCUGGGAAACUCACAAUACGGGUCCAGGUGUGGUAUUUCAAUGACGGAAACGCUCCGACGGAUAUCAGUCGAUGAAGAGAAGAAGGUCCCACCAGAGGCAAAAACGACGAUCGCCUGCACUGGUAGCCGCACGAAACAGUUAAUCCGGGGAAUGAAGCCAAACACUACGUACUUCCUGGAUGUCUUUGCCGUUCAUACCCAGAAAAACAAUCUCUCCUAUCUGCUUGGGGCUGCCACCAUUCAUGUUAACCGAACUCGCCCCACGCAGUUAUUGGAAGGCAAGCUCUUCGUUGGUAAGCUUUCAACGCUUGGAGGAUUAACCUCGUUCAGUUUCAAAGUUCCCAAGCGUUCGCCUAGCAACACUACGCUCAAACUUCUGGUGACUCCGUGCGGUGGAACGGUCAACUUGGAAAUUUACCGGAAGAAACGGCUGCUGAUGAAACCGAUCGUGGACAUCUACUACCCACGGGUGAUCAUGGUUGAGAAUGUGGUACCGGGUGAACGGUAUCAGAUUCAGGUGUCCGAAGCCGACGAACAUUUCCGUACGAAUCGGAUACAGAUUGCAGUUACAACCAAGGAUGAGUUUGCCAACUUGCCACAGCUUCCCAUCAAUACGACGGUGGCGGAGCUGACCCAGCUGAGAACCUGCCAUGCAACGACAAUCGCUUGGUACAGCUCGCCGGAUAAGCGGAAGAUAAGAUAUUGCACCUACAUCUUCAAGCAACACACAAAGCAUCAGUACUACAGCAACAUCAAAAUGCCAUCCUACUGCGAGUUGGAAAGCCGAGAUAUCUACUCCCAUCCCCAGUUGCAGCAGAUGCACUGCAUCUUCUCCGAUCAAAUAAAUCACACCGACCUCAUGCCGAAAUCGAUGUCCAUCAGCAACCUGGCACCGGCGCACUACUAUCUGAUCUUCGUAACGGCUAGUCUCGGAAACGGGCGAAGCCUGCCCUACCGAUCGGCGCGGAUAAAAACGCAUCCAUACUGCCGGGAUGGUGAUUCCACCGCCGCCGGUAUCAUCAAUCAGCAACAGCAGCGACUACGAAGUGUUUCGAUCAUCAAAAAGCACCAGCAUCCACCACGGGGCAACAGCAGUAUCAAUAUGCUAAAAUCCGGUCUGCACAAGCAACAGCAACUGAUCGAGAGGAGGAACAACCGAUUGAAGAGGGACAAUAAGUAGAGUUACUGCAUUACAAUGUAAGAUUGGUUUUUUUUUUGGGAAAAGAAAGACGCAUAUAAAUCCUCCCUAAUUGAUUUGGCACUGGAUCAAACCUGAUAAACCCAUCCUCGCGUUCUUCGUCGGGACCCCAGCAGGGGAGGAAGUCCUGAUUUAUGUAGCUUUCUCGUUAUUCUUGCAUUGUAUUUACGCACAUGUGCAAUCACAUACUACUCAUGAACGGCGUUUAUUGGCAGUUAAAUUUUUGUUCUAUGUUGGAAGACGAAAAAAAAAAGAAUACGACAGUAAAGACAAGGAAGACUCCAGACACUUGUGAGAUUUAUUUCCCUACUAUACAUGGGAAACCAGCUCGGUUAUCGUGCAUAGACGACGGCGAGCCCGGCGGUGCGGCCGGGGCUGGGAGAAAGUGAAAUAAAAAUUGUAUUGCAUUAAUAAAUUAGGGAUGCGACGGCAGCCACUUGUGACAAGUUAGCAACUAGGCGAAAGUUGGAAGAUUUGCGAGAAUAAAAAAAAACGUUGUAAAAUUUAUGACACACCGGAAGGAUAUAGCUUUCAAGUGCUUGAGCGGUUCUCGCAUUGUAGUAGCAAGUAAGAAUAAGAGUCAGCCAUACAAACACACACACACACUCACAUACACACAUAAACGGAUCGUAUAAACUCGUAUAUGAAUAUUACUUUGUAGGAGCAAGCCAAGCCGAGAGUGGCAAAUGGCAAACAUUGUUACUAAUCUGUAUAGUAGGACUUAAGAACGACUUUCUAUCAAUUAAGAACAACUCACACAAGUUGAAAACUCGUACUUCUAGGAUGUAAGGACAACUUAUAUGGUAGAUGUGUGCUACGUGUUUGUGGAUAGCAUCCAAGCUUGUACCAUUGAUUGGUUUUAUGAGCGCGAUUACUUUUAUUCUUUGGAAGAAUAUUUAUUCGAUGAUAUUUUCUACUAAUGUAACUUUAUCUUCAGUCGUAAGUAUUUGUACCAUUAUCCAUCGUUUGUAACGUAUAUUUAAAAUGCAAAUACACAUGAGUAUUAUCCGAUUGA
Messenger RNA from Ochlerotatus camptorhynchus, 2937 nucleotides. RefSeq names its product nord (gene nord). Lineage: Eukaryota; Metazoa; Arthropoda; Insecta; Diptera; Culicidae. The record is from RefSeq and is a predicted model, not a curated record. The coding region runs from base 15 to 1904 and encodes 629 amino acids. The transcript has 5 exons.